AUGCAGGUAACUUACCUGUUAGAUGGUGGCUCUAUGGCCCAUGAAGAUUUUUGUGGACAUGUUGGUAGAUUGAACCCAGGAGAUUUACAGUGGAUGACAGCUGGGUGGAGUAUUCUUCAUGCAGAGAUGCUCUGCUCAGAGGAACCAGCACAUGCUCUGCAACUCUGGUUCAAUUUGAGAAGUUCAGAGAAAAUGGUGGAACCACAAUACCAAGAACUGAAAAACAAAGACGUCCCCAAGCCCUCCAAGAAUGGUGUGACUGAGUCCGUCUUUUCAGGAGAGGCAGUGGGUGUAAAGUCAAAGGUUUAUACUCACACACCAACAUUAUAUCUGGACUUCAGGCUGGACAAAGGAGCCAAGCACAUUCAGCCAGGUCCCAAAGGUAGGAAAGAUUUCAUUGACCGGUUUAACAAAGACAUUGAAGCCACUUCUCCUGUAAUGGGAUCUGAUGAUGCCCAACAGAAAAUAGAACCCCAUUACACAACGGUGUUGGAUGAUGGUGACUGUGUUCAGUUAGAAAACAAGGGUCCUGAAAUAAGCCAUUUUGUCUUAGUCGCUGGUGAGCUGAUUAAGGAAUCUAUGGUGCAGCAUGGGUCGUUUGUGAUGAAUACUCAGGAAGAAAUUAUACAAGCGAUUGAUGAUUACAGAAAUGCAAAAAAUGGAUUUGAGAGAACUGCCACUUGGAAGUCAAAGAUAGGAAACCAAUGA
Molecule: messenger RNA, 708 nt
Organism: Dermochelys coriacea (leatherback sea turtle)
Lineage: Eukaryota; Metazoa; Chordata; Testudines; Dermochelyidae
Gene: PIR
Product: pirin
Biological process (GO): monocyte differentiation
Cellular component (GO): nucleus
Molecular function (GO): quercetin 2,3-dioxygenase activity
Source: RefSeq, a predicted model, not a curated record